CUCGUCAUCUCAUCUCCUUCACAUUUUCGAAAUGAAAUCCUCCUUUUGGCUGGCCAAUCUAUCCAUCCUAGUCUUACCUGUCCUCUGUUUCGGAGCCAGCUACCUUAACACAUGGUCCCGUACCCUGUGCUUACUAGUCAUAUUUCCACUUCUCCCCUCCUUCCUAAACUUAUGCUUCAUACCUGGAGGCUUUGCAUGGAGAAACCAUCAUCAAAAUCUUACAAGCACAAAUAAUCGUGGCCCUAUUUGCUGGCCCUUCUUGGGGCUCUUACCUCAAAUGGGGUCUCAUGCUCAUCGAAAACUAGCAUUUUUAGCUACUUCACUUGGGAGUGCUCGUCUAAUGCCCUUCACUCUUGGCUUCAAUACUCGUUUGAUCAUCAGCAGUCACCCCGAUACAGCCAGAGAAAUUCUUUGUGGGAGUUCAUUUUCGGAUCGCCCCAUAAAAGAAUCAGCUCGCACGCUCAUGUUCCAACGUGCCAUUGGUUUCGCUCCAUCAGGGAAGUACUGGCGCCAUCUACGCAGGAUCGCUGCAAAUCAUAUGUUUUCUCCUAAGAGAAUUUCUAAUCUUGAGGGCCUUAGACAACGGGUUGCCGAUGGAAUGAUAGCGAGUGUUCGAGUUGAGAUGAACGAGACAAGUAUAGUGGAGUUGAGGUCGAUACUGAAAAAGGGCUCUCUGAUUAAUGUCUUAGAGAGUGUGUUUGGGAGCAAUUUGGGUUCAGAAGGAGAGAAACUAGGAUCAAUGGUAGAGGAAGGAUAUGAACUAAUCUCAGAGUUCAAUUGGGCUGAUUAUAUUCCUUUGAAAUUGUUAGACUUUGGUGGGGUGAAGAAAAGGUGUCACAAAUUAGCUGGAGAGGUUAAUUGUCUUAUAGGUCGGAUCAUAAAAGAAAGGAGAAGAGAGGGAAAUGUUAAUGCGAAGAAUGAUUUUGUUAGUGUCUGCCUUUCUUUGCCCGAAGAGGAUCAACUUACUGAUGCAGACUUGGUGGCAGUCUUGUGGGAAAUGGUAUUUAGAGGAACAGAUACGGUGGCUAUCCUUCUGGAAUGGAUCAUGGCCAGGAUGGUCCUGCAUCAGGACAUUCAAGCCAAAGCCCAGCAUGAGAUUGACACGUGCGUCGGCCACGGCCGGCACGUGCAAGACUCCGACGUCCCAAAUCUUCCCUACCUCCAAGCUGUGGUCAAGGAGGUCCUCCGACUGCACCCUCCCGGCCCAUUACUCUCCUGGUCCCGCCUAGCCAUCCACGAUGUCCACGUGGACAAGUUCUUCGUCCCUGCAGGCACCACAGCCAUGGUCAACAUGUGGGCUAUAACCCAUGACCCAGCCAUCUGGAAAGACCCGUGGGCAUUCCGGCCCGAUAGGUUCAUGGAGGAGGAUGUUUCGAUCAUGGGGUCGGACUUGAGGCUUGCCCCGUUCGGGUCAGGUCGCCGGGUAUGCCCGGGAAGGAUGCUGGGGUUGACCACGGUGCAACUAUGGCUGGCACGGCUACUUCAACAAUUCAAAUGGAUUAAUCCGGCAGCGGCGCCGUCCGAACAAGUUGACCUAUCAGAGUGUUUGAAGCUAUCUCUUGAAAUGAAGAAUCGGUUAGCAUGUCGUGCAGUCAAUCGCCGUUAUUAGCCAAGUGAAGAGCGGCUCUACUUGAUUAGUGCUUUUAGAUGCUUUCCUCUUUUAAUGAAUCAAAAAAAGUGAGUAAUAAUACUAGUGCUGCUGCUACUAGAAUAGAAUGUCCUCAAGUUUGUACGCGUACAGCACAGAGACCAAAUGGAAAUCUAAACUAAGAACAAUGGUUUGGUUUGCAUGGAAGAAGUAGAUGGAACGCAACUGUACGAGUUUGCAGCGUGAUUUUUUGUGAAAUAUUUUGAUUGUGGACUAA
This is a messenger RNA of Coffea eugenioides, 1865 nucleotides long. Its product is annotated as cytochrome P450 78A5-like. Lineage: Eukaryota; Viridiplantae; Streptophyta; Magnoliopsida; Gentianales; Rubiaceae. Gene Ontology annotation, molecular function: heme binding; oxidoreductase activity, acting on paired donors, with incorporation or reduction of molecular oxygen; monooxygenase activity. The transcript has 2 exons. The coding region runs from base 32 to 1609 and encodes 525 amino acids. The record is from RefSeq and is a predicted model, not a curated record.